This is a messenger RNA of Sesamum indicum (sesame), 794 nucleotides long. Lineage: Eukaryota; Viridiplantae; Streptophyta; Magnoliopsida; Lamiales; Pedaliaceae. The record is from RefSeq and is a predicted model, not a curated record.
GAAUCUCACUCACAAAUUACUUACACAUUUGAAUUGUAUGUAUUCAUGGGAGAAGUGUAUGGGAAAAAAUUGGCGAUGACGCCGACAGUUCCAGAGUCCAAACGCAGUAACUCCGCUAAUGCUGCUUUUGAUCUUCGUCUUUAACUGACUUCAAUAAUUUCAGCCAACGUAGAUUAAAAAUAAAAAUAAAAUAGCACACAUACACCCUUCAUUUAUUUUGAUUCGCUCCACCGGGAAACACAAUCUCCCUCUCUCUACCAAUUCAACGGAAUUGGCGAUGCAGUAAGAGCAAGAAACAAAGGGGAAUUGUUCAUCAAGUUUCCGAAGCUCAACCGAUGGGAUUUCGGAGAAUUUGGAGUUUGAUUUGCGUAGGUGCAGCUUUGUUGGUGUGGUUAAGCAGCCCAACUGGAGUGACGGCCGGGGACAUAGUUCAUGAUGAUGAUUCGGCCCCCAAGAAGCCCGGUUGUGAGAAUGAUUUUGUACUGGUAAAAGUUCAAACUUGGGUUAAUGGGGUUGAAGAUGAGGAAUUCGUUGGUGUUGGUGCUAGAUUUGGUACUACCAUAGUAUCAAAGGAAAAAAAUGCCAACCAAUCUCGACUCUCACUUUCAGACCCUCGGGAUUGCUGCGGUCCUGCUAAGAAGAAGUUUGCCGGAGAUGUUAUAAUGGUGGACCGUGGCAACUGCAAAUUCACAACCAAGGCAAAUUUUGCUGAAGCUGCUGGUGCUUCGGCAGUCCUCAUUAUAAAUAACCAGAGAGAACUGUACAAGAUGGUCUGUGAGCCCGAUGAAACUGAU